CAACAUUUGAAUAUAAAAAAGAACACAAAAUUUAUGUCACAUUGAUUCUAUCAUCAAAUGAUAUUCCAGCUGCAAAAAAGAUUUGUAGUCAUGCAAGUUAUACAUUUAAUCUAGUAGACAUAACAAAAUAUUUUGAUAUAGUGAAAGAAUGGUUAAAUAGUACAAAUAAACAAAAAAGAGAUGAUCAUAUAUCUAAAAUAUGA
Molecule: messenger RNA, 203 nt
Organism: Scutellospora calospora
Lineage: Eukaryota; Fungi; Glomeromycota; Glomeromycetes; Diversisporales; Gigasporaceae
Source: the annotation of a GenBank genome assembly